Messenger RNA from Colias croceus (clouded yellow), 1297 nucleotides. RefSeq names its product swi5-dependent recombination DNA repair protein 1 homolog. The coding region runs from base 502 to 1215 and encodes 237 amino acids. Lineage: Eukaryota; Metazoa; Arthropoda; Insecta; Lepidoptera; Pieridae. The record is from RefSeq and is a predicted model, not a curated record. The transcript has 3 exons.
GGCAAGGCUCACAUUAUUACUUAAUUCAGUUGGUGGUGGGGUUCACAAAUCACAAGAGAAGUGGAAGAAAGUAAGUUUGAACUUGCAUCUUGUUAACCUAGCUGUAUAUUUCAAACUCUCAAUUGUUUUGCUAUUAACUUGCAUCUUGUUAACCUAAGUGUACAUUGCAAACUCUCAAUUGUUUUGCUAUUCACUUGCAUCUUGUUAACCUAAGUGUAUAUUGCAAACUCUCAAUUGUUUUGCUAUUUACUUGCAUCUUGUUAACCUAAGUGUAUAUUGCAAACUCUCAAUUGUUUUGCUAUUAACUUGCAUGUUGUUAACCUAAGUGUAUAUUGCAAACUCUCAAUUGUUUUGCUAUUUACUUGCAUCUUGUUAACAUAGCUGUAUAUUUUAAUAUAUUCAUUUAUUUUGCUAUUGCCCUUUUCAUGCACCGCUUUAACUCACAACAUGUAAACCUAAAGGUCUGGGCAGAUUGGAAGACUAAAACAAAAAAAAAAGAAAAUGUUGAUUUCCAACCACACAAAUGGUACUGGUGGUGGUCCAAGCAGCAGGCUGUCUCUAACAGUUUUGGAAGACCGAGUCUGUGCCAUACUGGGAGAGACUGCUGUUCUUGGUCAAGCUGGCAUACAAGAGCAUGGCUUUAAUGCGCCACCAGUACCAAGGGAAGAACCCAUUCCUGAAGAUGUGGAAAUUGAAAUUCCUGUAGGCUUAGAGAAUUUUAAUUAUAAUACAAGUGUUCCAACAUUGCCAGCAUCACCGCUACUGCUAGACCCACAGCCCUCACCACCACCACCACCAGUACGUCCGCCGCCCCCUCUACCGCGUUCUCCUCCGCGUCCCACUGGUCGACGGUCAUCGGCGUCACCGCGAUCUGCGACUGCCUCGCCGCGACAUGGGAUGCAGAGAGCUCGCAGGAAUCGCGGCUUAACGCCAUUUGACCGGGCCGCUACAGAAUUUGUGGCGGUUGAACAACGACGCCUUGCACUGGAGGAGACGCGAGAGAAGCUUUCCCAUGAGCGAGAAAGGGAAAGGGAAAAGCUUCUCCAUGAACGUGAGAGGGAGCGUGAGGAACUUUUCCACCAAAGAGAAAUGGAGCGACUGCGGCUGGAGUCGCUAAAGGUUGAGGCAAAUCGCGAGCAAACUAGGGUGAUGCAGCAAAUAGCUGUUAUCGGGCAAAGGUUGCUCGAGAUAUUGCCUCAAGGGCCCGCAUCUUAAUUUUUUUUUUCAUAGAGUUUUAAGUGUAUUAUUUAGUGCCUUUCUUUUUAUUUUUUUUAAGUGCUUGUUUUAGAUUUUAAUA